UCCCUGCGUGCUGUAGGGCAGAGGCAUGCUGAUGGAGGGACGCUACAUUAACUGGGCCCUGCUCCUGGUGCUGGGUGGCCUGCUGCCACUGGAUGUGGGCGCCGGCAGGCAGAUGCCCAAGCUCGCUGACAAGAAACAGUGCGCCGACGCCGAAUGCAGCCAUCCCAUCCUCAUUGCGAGAGCCCUUCAGGAUUAUUAUCCCCAAGACUGCCGCUUCAUCCACAUCCGGCAGGGCCAGCUCGUGUACGUCUAUGCCAUGCUGAAGGGCCGCGGCAACCUCUUCUGGGCAGGCAGCGUCCAGGGGUCUUACUUCGGUGGGGAGGAGGCACAGUUAGGCCAUUUCCCCAGCAGCGUGGUGGAGGAGACUCAUGCUUUAAUGCCAGCUGAUGUUGAAGUCAAAACCGAUAGAUGGGACUUCUUCUGUCAGUGAGGCACUGACAGCUCAAAGAGUGGUUCACCUAUUCAGCUGAGCAUAUCUGCACCCUUCUCUUUCAUUUUAAAAGCUAAUAAACUCAGAUAGUGUUUGUUUUUAUAACAGAUGAAAGUCAUACAUUAAAAUUCAUUGAGAAUACGCACAAAUACACAAAUCAUAAACGAUUUAGCAAAUGAAAUAGCUUAUUAAAAAGCAGGAAAAGUAGUGCUUUUUACUAUUGCUUUUAAUCAAUAAACUUGAGGUGCUACUUAAA
Molecule: messenger RNA, 686 nt
Organism: Electrophorus electricus (electric eel)
Lineage: Eukaryota; Metazoa; Chordata; Actinopteri; Gymnotiformes; Gymnotidae
Gene: mia
Product: MIA SH3 domain containing
Biological process (GO): extracellular matrix organization
Molecular function (GO): protein binding
Source: RefSeq, a predicted model, not a curated record